AUGGGGCUAGUGAUUCUAACACUCACGCCUCUACUCUCACGCCUCUACUCUCACGCCUCUACUCUCACGCCUCUACUCUCACCCCUCUACUCUCACCCCUCUACUCUCACCCCUCUACUCUCACCCCUCUACUCUCACCCCUCUACUCUCACGCCUCUACUCUCACGCCUCUACUCUCACGCCUCUACUCUCACCCCUCUACUCUCACCCCUCUACUCUCACCCCUCUACUCUCACCCCUCUACUCUCGCCCCUCUACUCUCACGCCUCUACUCUCACCCCUCUACUCUCACCCCUCUACUCUCACCCCUCUACUCUCACGCCUCUACUCUCACGCCUCUACUCUCACCCCUCUACUCUCACGCCUCUACUCUCACCCCUCUACUCUCACCCCUCUACUCUCACCCCUCUACUCUCACCCCUCUACUCUCACGCCUCUACUCUCACGCCUCUACUCUCACCCCUCUACUCUCAUGCCUCUACUCUCACCCCUCUACUCUUGCCGGUCGCUCUCAUCUGUGACCUCACCUCUUCCUCAUCACUCUCCCAUCCUUACUGCAGGGAACCAUGUGCUGUCAUGUCCCAUGUGUCAAUGCUCAUGCUCCCCAUCUUCACUCCUCACCUCACAUCCUCGCAAUCAUGCGGGUCUGGCAUCUGGCAUGCACAUGCGGGUGGGUAUGGGUGUGCGCUCUUCCUCCCCUCUCUCCCCACUUCAUCCCCUAAUUCCUCUCUUCCACGCCUUGGCGCUCCCAAUCUGCCCUCUCACUUCUCAUUCCAUCCUCUCUCCUCCCUGCCCUCCAAUUUCCUCAAGGCAACCAUUCUUUCCUCUCUGUUCUGCCUCUUUCACCCGUGCCCUCGAUUCUCCUGA
Molecule: messenger RNA, 867 nt
Organism: Closterium sp. Naga37s-1
Lineage: Eukaryota; Viridiplantae; Streptophyta; Zygnematophyceae; Desmidiales; Closteriaceae
Source: the annotation of a GenBank genome assembly